Messenger RNA from Ixodes scapularis (black-legged tick), 1464 nucleotides. It is a transcript of the gene ste14, whose product is annotated as protein-S-isoprenylcysteine O-methyltransferase. The transcript has 4 exons. The record is from RefSeq and is a predicted model, not a curated record. Bases 20 to 886 code for a protein of 288 amino acids. Gene Ontology annotation, biological process: C-terminal protein methylation. Lineage: Eukaryota; Metazoa; Arthropoda; Arachnida; Ixodida; Ixodidae. Gene Ontology annotation, cellular component: endoplasmic reticulum; membrane. Gene Ontology annotation, molecular function: protein C-terminal S-isoprenylcysteine carboxyl O-methyltransferase activity.
UCAUCGAUUAUCAACAAUCAUGGCGCUCAGCACGAACGGGCGGAUCAGCCUUUACUGUUUUUGUUUAGCGGCUAGCGUCGUAUUUAUUUCACUUAUUGGAUUUUUGAGUCAAUUGCUGUACUACGUGGUUGAAGAUUACUGGUUACUACUAGCGGCCGUGUACUCCGUAUGCAUCCACGGAGUCCUGUACCUGUUCUACAAGCCGCGUGGGUAUGCGUACAAGAUCGUGUGGCGAGCGGCCUUGUUGGGCACGGGCUGCGGCGUGGGCGUGCUGACCACGCUGCACGCCUCGGAGUCGUGGCGGGUGUUCGGCUGGUACCUGACGGCGCUGAGCGUGUUCCACUUCUCGGAGUACUUCACGACGGCCGUCACGAACCCCAAGUCCCUGAGCCUGGACUCCUUCCUCCUCAACCACAGCAGGGAGUAUGGCGUGGCCGCCGCCUGUAGCUGGGUCGAGUUCCUCGUGGAGAGGAGCCUCUUCCCCGGGCUGAAACAGGUCUGGUGGGUGAGCGUUCCAGGCCUGCUCAUGUGCAUCGUCGGGGAGGUGCUGCGAAAGUCGGCCAUGCUGACGGCCGGCACUAACUUCAACCACAUCAUCCAGAGUCACCGGGAGGCCGGCCACGUGCUGGUCACCCACGGCGUGUACACCUUGUGCCGCCACCCGUCCUACGUCGGGUGGUUCCUCUGGUCUGUCGGCACCCAGGUGGUGCUUGUCAAUCCCCUGUGCAUCAUCGCCUAUGCUUGUGCUUCGUGGAAGUUCUUCAAGACAAGGGUCGAAGAGGAAGAGAUCACGUUACUCAACUUCUUCGGAGAAGACUACGUCCAGUACCAGAAAAGGACGUGCACGGGUCUGCCCUUCAUUCGUGGGUUCCGUGCCGAAUACUGACAAUCCCUGCUGGCAAGAACCCCGCAGCCCGCUCGUCCGAAGUGAUCCCGGGACCGAUUCCUACGGGCAAGGCGUUCUUUGCGACAGCGGUUCUCUAUGCCCGCUAAUGUGCCAUCUCCGAGAACAAUCCCAGUCUUGUAAAUUUUGCUUCACUUGCACCUCUCUGGCCGAACCUCAUUGUACAGUACUGUGUGAAGGACGUAGAGGAUGCAUCCUCGAUGUAUCGUUGGGAUUUGGGGUUGGUCCAUCAAGAGGUAUGUACACUUUGCGCAAAGUACUUCGGCAUAAAUCACUAAAAUAUGUCGUGGCAUUGGGAUUACAGGUGUAAUCCCAGUAACUCACCAAUGCACAUCGUCGUACUGUAGGCAGUUUAAUUUUAACGAAUUUCCAGGAUAGGAGGAGUUGCAGAAAUCGAUCUCACGAAAAUGCAGUUUGCUAGAGGAUCACCAUCCCAUUGCAGCUGCUCCAUCUUUGUAAAAUCUGUUAUCGCAGAAAUAUUGAGCCCACGAAAUGCAGGUUACGAGAAUUGAUGUGUGUUGUGUGUGCACAGGUCAAGUAAAUGUCUUACUACUGCUGCA